Diversispora eburnea is the source of this 951-nucleotide messenger RNA. The record is from the annotation of a GenBank genome assembly. Lineage: Eukaryota; Fungi; Glomeromycota; Glomeromycetes; Diversisporales; Diversisporaceae.
AUGAGUUUUUCUAAAAUGCCACCUCAAGUUAUUAAACCUUCAAACCGACCUAACGAAGAAUAUACAAUUCUUCAAUUACUUGGAAGAGGCAGUUUUGGUAUGUGUUUCCAAGUUGAGAACCAAGAUGGAGAAAUUUUUGCCUUGAAAGUCAUUGAAAAACAAGCAUUGGGGCAAAACUAUGACGAGGUUCUUAACGAAACAAAUAUCCACAACAAAUUAAAACACCCACAUAUCGUCAAUCUUUAUGAUGUAUUUGACGAUACUGACUUCGUUUAUUUUAAAAUGGAGCUUUGCUCCAAUCAAUCCCUUUUCGAAAUGGUGAGAGAUCGAGGGGAAUUGACAGAAUCCGAAGUUAGAUUAUAUAUGCUACAAUUGAUAGAUGCCGUGGGUUAUAUGCAUGAUAAUAAUAUCAUGCAUAGGGAUCUCAAACCUGAAAAUAUUUUCUUAUCUGAUAAUUUGGAUAUAAAAAUUGGGGACUUUGGGUUAUCGACUGAAUUAGAUCCGGCAGGUGGACGACAAAGAACCGCCUGUGGAACUUUAUCUCAUAUGGCACCAGAAAUUUUAACACCCGAAGUUGGCUACAGGUUCGAAGCUGAUGUAUGGGCAAUUGGUGUUAUCAUACCAUUUAGUGGACAUACACAAUCAAUGGUCAUUGACCGAAUUUUGAAUGCCGAUUUUGAGUUCCCUAGUGACAUUGAAGUGUCACAUACUGCAAAAAAUCUUAUUUCGGGAAUACUCAAUCCUGAGUAUGGUUCCCGUCUCACACUAUCAGAAAUCCGACGACAUUUCUUUUUCCGAGGACCAACACCCAUCCAACUACCGAUUUCCGCUCUCCGAACCGCUCCGAAUUUUGACGUUAUUUCCAAAUCUGAAGUGUGGGCCCAUAUUCGCAAGGACCAUCCCAUUGUUACCGAAUCCGAAAUCCGUGAAUUUAUAUUUGGGUCCUUGUAA